Acomys russatus (golden spiny mouse) is the source of this 2135-nucleotide messenger RNA. RefSeq names its product zinc finger protein 883-like. Gene Ontology annotation, molecular function: RNA polymerase II cis-regulatory region sequence-specific DNA binding; DNA-binding transcription factor activity. The record is from RefSeq and is a predicted model, not a curated record. Bases 153 to 2117 code for a protein of 654 amino acids. Gene Ontology annotation, biological process: regulation of transcription by RNA polymerase II. The transcript has a single exon. NCBI's taxonomy places the organism in Eukaryota, Metazoa, Chordata, Mammalia, Rodentia, Muridae.
AAAACAAACAAGCAAUUGGCCACUUUUAAAGGAGUGAAUGAGACCGUCUUCUUAGCUAGAAGCAUUUAUUUUUUUAAGGAGGUUAAAACAUCAUAUAUGGAGAAAAAUAAUUUUUUAAAAAGCAUCAUUGAUAACCCCCACUCAUCGUUCCCAUGACUUUCAAACACAUUUCUCUUCUUUCAGAUUCUUGGCAUGAGUCAAAGUAUGAAGAAAAACCUUCUGUACAAAGUAUUUGUGUAGAAAUAUCACAAGCCGGAACUCCGAAGGCAGGUUUACUCGCUGGAAAGACUCUCCCCGGUGACAUCUGUGUUCCUGUCUUGACUGACAUUUUGCAUCUAGAUGAACUACCCGGACAAAAACUGUCCUUUCUAGAAGCCUGUUCAGUCCUCCGGGGCCAAAAGCAUGAAAACGCCAAGAAUUCAUUCAAGGGACAUGGGGAUGGUGACUCCCUUAAGAAACACUGCAUAACCCAUGAGUCGGGGAAUCCCAUCACCUGUAGAAAAGUCAGAAAGGACUUCCCAGCUAGAUGGGAGCUUCUCCAGUCCUGGAGCAGUCCCAAAGAUGAGAAGCCAAGCGAAGUCACCAAGUCUGUGGAGGCUAACAGUAGAAAAAUUCACUUUAAGUCACAAGAAUCCCAAAAACCUUCCAGCCACAAACUCAAGCUUGUUCAGCACCCGAGGGUACGCAUUGGAAAAACGGAUCCUGAGCUUAGCGCCUGCCGACAAGGCUUGGAAGAUAAAUGCCCAUUCUCGCCAACCCAGAGAGUUCACACUGAGGAGCGGCCUUAUCGGUGUAGUGAAUGUGGCAAGUCCUUCAGCCAAAAGGCCACGCUUACCACACACCAGCGACUUCACACUGGAGAAAAGCCAUACGAAUGUGGCGAGUGUGGGAAGUCGUUCAGUCAAAGCUCCAACCUCACUGAACACUCUAGGGUUCACAGCGGAGAAAGGCCCUAUGAGUGUGGGGAGUGCAAGAAAGCCUUUGGUUGUAAGUCCAAUCUUGUUCGGCAUCAGAGAACUCACACGGGGGAGAGGCCCUACGAGUGUGACAGGUGUGGGAAAUCGUUCAGGCAAAGCUUCAGUCUUGUUGAGCACCGUAGAACUCACAGCACGGCAAGGCCGUAUGAGUGCAGCCGGUGUGAGAAAUCCUUUAGCCAAAAAGCCACCCUCAUUAUACACCAGAGAGUUCACACCGGAGAAAGGCCAUAUACGUGUGGGGAAUGUGGCAAAUCCUUCAGCCAAAGCUCGAACCUUAUUGACCACUGCCGAAUUCACACUGGAGAAAAGCCUUACGAGUGUGGGGACUGUGGGAGAUCCUUUAGCCAAAGAGCUACCCUCAUUAGACACCAGAGAGUUCACACCGGAGAAAGGCCUUAUGAGUGCCAAGAGUGUGGGAAACUCUUUAGGCAAAACUUCAGCCUCAUUGAACACCGUAGAACUCACGCAACGACAAAGAUUUAUAAGUGUGGCCAGUGUGGGAAAUCCUUCAGCCAAAGAGCCACCCUUAUCAGACACCAGAGAGUUCACACGGGAGAGAGGCCUUACGAGUGCGGGGAGUGUGGGAAAGCCUUUGGGUACAAAUCCAAACUUGACCGACAUCAGAGGACUCACACUGGGGAAAGGCCCUAUGAGUGUGCCGAGUGUGGGAAAUUCUUCCGGCAGAGCUACAGUCUUGUUGAGCACCAGAGGACACACACUAGAGCAAGGCCAUAUGAGUGUGGCCAGUGUGGAAAGUCCUUUAGCCGGAGGGCCGCCUUUAUCAAACACCAGAGAGUUCACACCGGGGAAAGGCCUUACACCUGUGGAGAAUGCGGGAAAGCCUUCAGCCGAAGCACCAGCCUUAUUCAACAUUGUAGAAUUCACACUGGGGAAAGGCCCUAUCAGUGUGACCAGUGUGAGAAAUCGUUCAGGCAAAAGUCCGUCCUCAUUCAGCACCAGGUGGUCCACACUGGAGAAAGGCCUUAUGAAUGCACCAACUGUGGUAAAUCGUUUAGCCAGCGUUCGAGUUUCUUUCAGCACCAAAAAUGUCACAGCGUAGGGAAGACUCAGGAAGGCAAAAAAGGUAGGAAGCUCCUUAACCCUACGUCCAACACAGCCCCCCGAAAAUGCACAUUUUAGAAAGGCCUUAAAGUAACA